AUGGCAAUUAAUGACAGCGACAACUCUUUUCACUCCUUUUCUUCCUCUACCGAAGUACACAGUAAUGACUCUAGUUUCCACAGCUUACCAUCUCUUAGUGAUAAUCUCGAAUCACACUUUCGCGACGUAUCUAAAAACCUAAACAUAGUACAUAUUAAUGCGCAAAGUAUUCCUGCUCACUAUCCUGACUUAUUAUCUACAUUUCAAAGUUCAAAUGUUCAUGCGAUCUUGGUAUCUGAAUCUUGGCUCAAACCUUGCUUGCAUUCUACUUCCUACUCCCUCCCUGGAUUUCAUCUCAUACGAAGUGAUCGUAUGGGUCGGCCAGGGGGAGGCGUUGCCAUUUACCUUCGUCCUUAUAUUCCUUAUACAAUCAUUAGUAAUUCAAUAUCCUGUGACGGACAUGGACCUGAUCAUCUCUUUGUCGAAAUCACUCUUUCACAUACCAAGUUGCUUUUGGGCGUAUAUUAUAACCCAUCACUCACUGUCGAUUAUUUUGCUUCAUUUGAAAACCUUCUGGAAAUGUAUACGCCUCUUUAUAGCCAUACGGUGGUGAUGGGGGAUUUUAAUACCUGCCUCCUUAAACGCGACGGGAGAUCUUCACGUCUUUACUCCCUUGUUAAUUCCGUCAAUAUGCAUAUCCUACCCUUGCAAGCUACCCACUACCUUCCUAAUUGUGCUCCAUCCCUCCUAGACCUUAUUCUUGUUUCUUCACCUGACCAUGUGGAAAAGCAUGGUCAAUCCUCAGCCAACGCAUUCUCCUACCAUGAUCUCAUAUUUCUUUCAUAUAAAUUAAAACCCCCUAGAGCAAAGUCAAGGAUCCUUCUGCAGCGUAAUUUUGGUGGCAUGGAUUUGGACAGACUUCGUGAGGAUGCUGCCGGGAUUGAUUGGUCGACGGUAUUUAACGCGUCUGGGGUUGAUGAAAAAAUAUCAAAUUUCAAUUCCCUUCUCAUCAAAUUAUUCGAUAUUCACGCCCCUAUACGCCCUGUUCGUAUCAAGCAUCUUCCUGCUCCUUGGCUGACCGACGAGAUCAAAGCUUUGCAGGAGCAGAGAAACAGGGCUAAAGCGAGGUACAAGUCCGAUCCGAACUCACAAAAUUUGGAGAGGUAUAAGAAGGUUCGAAAUCGCUGCAACAUGGCUUGUAGAGACGCACAACGACGCCAUAUCCAUAAAUCUGUCCUCGAGGAAGCAGACUGUGCCAAGAGCAUGUACUUGCUGUCAGCUCCAAUGCUGUGGGCUGUGACUCCAUUAGCCGAAAAAUGA
Molecule: messenger RNA, 1260 nt
Organism: Melitaea cinxia (Glanville fritillary)
Lineage: Eukaryota; Metazoa; Arthropoda; Insecta; Lepidoptera; Nymphalidae
Exons: 2
Coding region: 1-1260 (419 amino acids)
Molecular function (GO): catalytic activity
Source: RefSeq, a predicted model, not a curated record